This is a messenger RNA of Manduca sexta (tobacco hornworm), 1220 nucleotides long. Its product is annotated as retinol dehydrogenase 13-like. Gene Ontology annotation, molecular function: oxidoreductase activity. The transcript has a single exon. Lineage: Eukaryota; Metazoa; Arthropoda; Insecta; Lepidoptera; Sphingidae. The record is from RefSeq and is a predicted model, not a curated record. Bases 198 to 1154 code for a protein of 318 amino acids.
CUAGUGACAUUAGUAGUAGAGCCACGAGGCGUGCUCUAGUGACACGCAUCAGGCAUGUUAUAUCUAAGUACGUCCGCGUUUCAAUCGUUGAUAAUAUUAGAUAUAGCGAACGACUUAUCGUUGUUUAUUCGUCUGACCUCCUUCUGUGAUAACUCCAGUAUUUCGUGAUUCAUGUGUCCGUAUUUUAAAUAAAUAAAAUGGUUUUAUUAACUAUAUUCGCGGUAAUAGCAGUUAUAGUGAUAUUGUUUAAAGUGUAUCAAAAACUAACAUUAGGAAUAUGCCGCUCCAGUGCUCAUAUGGUGGGGAAGGUUGUGAUCGUGACGGGUGGCAACAGUGGAAUUGGACUGGAGACAGCAAAAGACUUAGCUAAUAGAGGUGCCAAAGUUAUUCUAGCUUGCCGGAGUGUUAGAAGAGGAGAGGCGGCCAAAGAAGAAAUCGUCAAGUUUAGUGGAAACACGAAUGUAAUUUGUAAACAAUUAGAUUUGGCAUCGUUCCGGUCUAUCAGGGAUUUCUGCGAGGAUAUAGUUAAGAAUGAGCAACGUCUGGACGUCCUUAUUAAUAAUGCUGGAGCCGGCGGACUCGGCAACUACAAAACACCAGACGGACUCCACGUUGGAAUGCAGGUCAAUUAUUUCGGCCCCUUUCUAUUAACGUGUCUAUUGCUUCCAUUGUUGAAGUUAUCUACACCAAGUCGCAUUAUAAACGUAUCGUCGAUGAUGCAUAAGUACGGUGAACUUGACUUUGAUAACUUGAAUAUGGAGAAAUACUGGAGUGAUUACUUGGUGUAUGCGAACAGUAAACUGUUUCUGAACAUGAUGACAUUAGAGCUAAGUAAAAGAUUACAAGGUACAGGAGUGACUGUGAACUGCUUGCAUCCUGGUAUUGCGGCUACGAACAUAAUUAGGAACAUUCCCAGUGAGAUUAUUAAAAGAGUGAUAGAAAAGGUAGUAGGAUUUAUGUUCCAAAGUACGUGGGAGGCAUCUCAGACAACAAUACUCUUGGCUGUGGCACCGGAACUGCAAAGCGUCAGUGGAAAAUACUUCAGUCACUGUCGGGAGGCCAAACCUUCAAAGUUGUCGCUGGAUGCAGACAAUACCAAGAAAUUAUGGUCUGAAUCAGAGAGAUUAGUAAAAUUUUCUGUAUCGGAAAACUAACUUAAUUUCGACACAGAUGUUAUUUUUGUAUAGUAGUAAAUAUUAAACUCGUUAUCUUUUGCAUAA